Molecule: messenger RNA, 521 nt
Organism: Strongylus vulgaris
Lineage: Eukaryota; Metazoa; Nematoda; Chromadorea; Rhabditida; Strongylidae
Source: the annotation of a GenBank genome assembly
AUGGUACCUCGGCCUGGUCGAUCUCAAGAGAAGAACGCAACAACAAGCUGGAUUACUCAUUAUCCAACGCAAUGUUCGCUCGUGGUGCACUCUGCGUACUUGGGAAUGGUCAAGCCUCUGCUCAAGGCUGGAAAGGAACACGAAGAGAUGGAGAAACUAUCAGAAAAGAUCAAAUCUCUGGAAGAGGCCGUAGCCAAAGGUGACGAAAACAGGAAACAGCUGGAAUCGCAGGUUUUAAAAGGCUUAAGACUGCAAGCAUUACUAAAGGUGGCCGGACUGGUGGAAGAGAAGAAUCAACUGUUCCUGAACUUGGAAAAGGAAAAGGCCAACUUGCAAGACGCCGAAGAACGCAAUCAGAAGCUGGCUGCUUUGAAAGCAGACCUCGACAAGCAACUUGCUGAAGUUCAGUAUGAACAAGAGAUCGCUGAGCACAAGAAGCAUGCGCAGGAUCUCGAACUGUCUUUGAAGAAGGCCGAAAGCGAGAAACAGGUAAGUAGGGAUGCACUUAAUCGAAGAUAGGA